CCUUUGCCGCUGCCCGGCGCCCUCCCCGCACCGCUCCGACACUUUGUUGGCGGCGCGGAGAGGAAGAUCCCGCGCUCCCCCCCUGCCCGGAGCCCGGCAGCGGUAUCGGGGAACCCCGGCCGAACCUGCGCGAAGCCCGACGGCCGCAGUCGAUCCCUCCCCCUCACUCCCUCCGCCGCGGUAGCUGCACGGCGGGGCCGCGGGAGCAGGACACUCGGGAAGUGAUUUUUCCUUUUGGGCAGCCACCUUCUGAGUGACUUUGGAGAGAUGUCAGCCACCUGAACUGAAAUCAAGCAGUGGCAGGGAAGCACCUACCCGAGCUGAAGUUUUUAUCCCAGAAACGUGGCAUUUUCCCAGUUGGUUGAUGGUGAGUUGUAUAUCGUUUCCCUCAGUAAGUGACAGUAAGAAUGAAUGGACACAUAGCAAACACCCCUCCCGGUGGAUAUGGAAGUUAUUUUCCUCAAAUGAAUGGCUAUGGUUCCCCAACAUUUGGUCAGGUGGAGAGGGAGCAGAAUUCAAGAACAAGUGCAAAAGCCCUUUAUGAACAAAGAAAGAAUUAUGCACGAGACAGUGCCAGCAGUAUAUCUGAAACUUCGCAGUAUCACGUAGAGCACUUGACCACCUUUGUUCUGGACCGAAAAGAGGCAAUGAUUACAGUAGAUGAUGGCAUAAGGAAGCUGAAAUUGCUGGAUGCCAAAGGCAAAGUGUGGACUCAAGAUAUGAUUCUUCAAGUAGAUGACAAAGCUGUCAGUUUGGUGGACUUGGAAUCAAAGAAUGAACUGGAGAAUUUUCCUUUAAGCACGAUUCAGCAUUGCCAAGCUGUGAUGAAUGCAUGCAAUUAUAAUUCAAUUCUUGCAUUAGUAUGUAAAGAACCAACCCAAAACAAGCCUGAUCUGCAUCUUUUCCAAUGUGAUGAGAUUAAGGCUAGUUUUAUUCAUGAAGAUAUUGAAAGUGCAAUCAGUGACAGCAAGAGUGGGAAACAAAAGAAAAGGCUUGAAACACUGAGGAUGAUUUCCAAAGCUGACAGUGCCAUUCCUCCACCGCCACGGGCGCCUGCCCCUGUGCCACCAGGGACCAUCACCCAGGUGGACGUGAGGAGCCGUGUGGCGGCGUGGUCAGCGUGGGCUGCGGAGCAGGGAGAGCUUGAAAAACAUAGACAAUACCAUGAUCAUGAAGAAACAGCAGAGAUGAUGGCUGCCAGAAUUGACAGAGAUGUUCAAAUUCUGAACCAUAUUUUGGAUGACAUUGAGUAUUUUGUUACCAAGCUUCAAAAAGCUGCUGAAGCUUUUUCUGAACUUUCAAAGAGGAAGAAAACUAAGAAAAGUAAGAAGAAAGGACCUGGAGAGGGAGUUCUUACUCUCCGUGCAAAACCACCACCUCCAGAUGAAUUUGUUGACUGCUUCCAAAAGUUCAAGCAUGGCUUCAAUCUUCUGGCCAAAUUAAAGUUCCAUAUCCAGAAUCCUAGUGCAGCUGAACUGGUUCAUUUUCUCUUUACACCACUACAUAUGGUGGUACAGACAACAGGAGGUCCAGAGCUUGCUGGCACAGUACUCAGCCCCCUCCUAACAAAAGAUACGAUAGACUUCCUGCGAUACACUGUCACCAGUGAGGAAGGGCAGCUAUGGAUGUCACUGGGUGACACAUGGACUAAAGCCAGAGCGGAUUGGCCCAAAGACCAAUUUAUUCCACCAUAUGUCCCCCGUUUCCGAAAUGGCUGGGAGCCUCCUUUGCUGAACUUCAUGGGAGCUCCAAAAGACCAAGAACUCAAUCAUUUAGCUGAGUCAGUGGCAAACGUUGCAGAGCAACAAAGGAAGCAAGAAAUGAAAAGACUGUCAACCGAGCCUCCUGGUGUUCCCGACUACCCUCCCUCGGAUGGAAACUACGAAGCACACCAUAAAGCACAGACCAAGAAAUAUGCCAAAUGCAAGUAUGAAUUUAUGGCAAGAAACAACAGCGAGCUUUCUGUCAUGAAAGAAGAAAUUGUAGAGAUUCUGGAUGACAGAAAACAGUGGUGGAAGGUUCAGAAUAAAAGUGGCAGCACAGGCUUUGUGCCAAACAACAUUUUGGACCCUCUGAAGAAUCAAGAAGGUGGUCUAGGAUGGUCAGAGCCUUCAUAUACCCGCACCAUCCAGAAACAAAAGACAGACCAUGUUGUAAAGCAACCUGAUCCAGUUCCUGCUACUCCUUCACCUCCUCCAACACCUGCUCCUGUCCCUGUGGCUGUCCCCCUCCCUCCUAGUGCCCCAGCACCUAUACCCGUUCCUGUGCCUAAAGCGCCAGCAACCAUCAGCCGCCAAAGCAGCACCUCCAGUGACAGUGGUGGCAGCGUUGCACGAGACACACAGAGGCAGAAGCAAAUUCCUGUGGAUCGCAGGAAAUCCCAAAUGGAGGAGGUGCAGGAUGAACUUGUUCACCGUCUCACCAUUGGCAGAAGUGCUGCCCAGAGGAAGUUUCACGUGCCACGACCAAACAUCCCUGUGGUUAACAUCACUUAUGACUCUUCACCUGAGGAUGUGAAAGCGUGGUUGCAGUCCAAAGGAUUCAAUCCUGUGACUGUCAACAGCCUUGGUGUGCUGACAGGUGCUCAGCUUUUCUCCCUCAAUAAAGAGGAACUGAGGACUGUUUGCCCAGAAGGCUCUAGGGUCUACAGCCAAAUUACGGUACAGAAGUCUGCCUUGGAGGCUAGCAGCGGUAGUUCAGAACUGCAAGAAAUUAUGAGAAGACGACAAGAAAAAAUCAGUGCAGCUGCCACAGAUUCAGGCGUGGAGUCCUUUGAUGAAGGAAGCAGCCACUAAAUGUGUUUUUUCUUUCAUUCCUUUGUCCAUAGCAUUAUAUCAUCCAGCUUUGCUUUAGAAAGCAGUGAAGGGGAACGUCUUACUUUAUUGUAAAUGUAACUAGCCAGCAUAAAGGAAAUUUACUGUAGUCUCCACCGAAGCAGCCAAUGCUGUUGGCUUCUCAUCAUUAAAGAUGAACAGAUGAGAAAUUCAAUGGAGGUUCCUAACAGGUAAAAAUAUUGGCACAUGAUUCACUUACACCCAAAGAUGGGUCUUGACUUUAUGGAAUUAACACAAAAAAUAAGCUGGAACACAUCUUUUCUUUGUGAUUCAUCUGAGGGAAGCUGAACCAGCAAUAAAAAAGCAUUUGAACCCUUCAGUAAUAAUAAGAUUCUGAAUCCCAUCUCUUGCUGUAGUGUGCAGUUAUGUAUUUUUUGGCUCAAUCUUUCUUGUCAUGCAUUCAGCCGCAGGAUGUUUACUUAAGUUGUUGAUGCCAGCAGUCAGAGAGGAAAUGUUCAGAGAAUGAACAGCAGCCCAGCAUAGACUGAAUCUUUCUUGCAUCACUCUCAAGAUGUUUUAUUACUAAUGAUGCUGUUUAUAGCAAAAUAAUCCUCUGUACAUUGAUUUUAUCAGUACUUCACUCGUGACGAACUAUAAUAUUGCACAAGAAAGAGUAUCUAGAGAAUAGCAACACAACUCAGUUCAAAGAGAUGAUCAGAUCUGUAGUUAGCCAUGAAACAAUUUACAGUACAGGUUUGUUUUUUUUUAAUAUACUUGCAUUUUUUGGUUUGUAACUUAACCUGUCAGAAGAACAGUGUAUAAUCUAGACUCUUCUAUGUUGAUCCCAGAUAGUGGUUCUUCCUUAUGUAAAAAGCUGUUGCUCCUUUAUAAAUGUAAGCUUUUGGAAAAGUGGAUUUCUGGAGGCAAAUGAAGGAGAGAAAGAAACAUCUCUUCCAGCAAAUAUUAUUUUUGAAGAUGCAAUGAUUUUUGUCACAAAAUAUUCUGUCAUUUCACAUGGUUGUGUGAUUUUAUAUAUAAUAUAUGUAUUAUAUAUAAUAUAUAAUAUCACUUAAAUUUAGACAAAUUUAAUCAUCUAGUUUAAGCUUCAUAGUGCCUUUGUCACAUGAAUCAGCUUGAAGUCUGCAAUAAACAGUAUUUCUUGUCUGUUAA
Molecule: messenger RNA, 3944 nt
Organism: Calypte anna (Anna's hummingbird)
Lineage: Eukaryota; Metazoa; Chordata; Aves; Apodiformes; Trochilidae
Gene: EPS8
Product: epidermal growth factor receptor pathway substrate 8
Exons: 22
Coding region: 408-2795 (795 amino acids)
Biological process (GO): positive regulation of ruffle assembly; regulation of Rho protein signal transduction; Rho protein signal transduction
Cellular component (GO): vesicle; ruffle membrane; plasma membrane
Molecular function (GO): actin binding
Source: RefSeq, a predicted model, not a curated record